This is a messenger RNA of Plasmodium fragile, 4887 nucleotides long. RefSeq lists its product as uncharacterized. The transcript has a single exon. NCBI's taxonomy places the organism in Eukaryota, Apicomplexa, Aconoidasida, Haemosporida, Plasmodiidae. The record is from RefSeq and is a predicted model, not a curated record. The coding region runs from base 1 to 4887 and encodes 1628 amino acids.
AUGUUCAAUGAAAGCAGCACAAAUGGCCAAGGGGUUGUGAAAGAAUGGUGUAUGCCCAAAGGGGAUUAUAGUAGGAGUAACAAUGGUAGCCCCCGGGGAUUAUACAAAAGGGAAGAAGGGGAAGAAGAACAAGACCAUACCGAAUUGAUGCAAAAUACGUUGCACAUGUUUGACCAUAUAAAAUAUGAAAAACAUAUUUUCUCCAAAAUUAUCAAAAAUGUAAUUACAUUUUUGAACAAAUUAAAAGAAGAAAAUAAGUAUUAUGAAUUCCUUUUUUCCUACAACACAUUUGUUAAAAAAUAUGGACCCCUAACAGAUUACAUAUGUUUUAAAAAAGUUAUAGAACGGAUUAAUAAGCUGGACAUUAUUGAAGUGUGUAUCUCUUUCAAUUUUAAUAAUGACAAUAUAUUCCAGACUUUGCUGUCUUCCUACCUGGAGUUGCAUUUGAAUGAAGCAAGCAACGUGUACAAUGUUCUGCUCGAACUGACGAGCGUCAUGAUAGAUGGUUAUGCCACUUGGGAAGAACAAAAUAAAGGGGACCCAGACUUCCUACACAUUUUAAUUUCCCAGUGUGAAUUGAAAUAUAUUUCCAAGGAGGAAAUAAACAAAUGGCUUAAUUAUGUUAUACAACAUGAGGAUAAUUACUCCAAUGUGCUUUUCUCCUUAAUCGACUUUUGUUUGAGCUUAACUAACCAUGUGCAUGCUUUGUUAGCGCAGGGCCUGGUUGGCUGUGAUACGUAUAAUGAGUAUGUGAACGAGUUGGUCAUUCAGAAGAGGAGUCUUUCCCGCCCCUCUGGGGAGGCCCACCAUAAGCAGCAUGUAGGGAUACAUAGUGCAAAAUUUACAACCGAUCAGUGUGGUGAACAAGUACGAAAGGAAAUCACGCCGUUCGGAAAAUAUUUGCUCAAUGAUGUAACCUCCGAAAGUGAUAGUAAAAAGGACAGAGGAGCAAAAUUAAGAACUUGUGUAGAAGACACACCUGGACAUGUAUACAUUUGUACCUUUGAAGACAAAAUUGUGUGCAUGAAAAGUGUAGACUUGAUAGAGCAACACUCCCAUGAUGCAAGAAUGAAUGAGGAUAGGAGUAUAUUUGUAUACGCCAUUAAGUCGUGGACCUCCAAUUUAUACAUAUUAAAAGUUCUUGUGUGCACCUUGUUGAAAGCGAUGAAAGUAGCGCACCACCUGAAACAAGACUCACUCACAAAAUUAUUUUCCUUUUUUAACAAUGUGCUAAGUGACAUUAUAAAAUGCUUUUACCAGAAGAAGGACGUCCUCUUCCUUAACCUAUUCUUCACUGACAUAUUGAAAACCAUGCACAUGCUGGUUUCCUUUUACAAUGAAAAUAUUGAGCAGACACCGAAACGAACCAUGCUCUUUUAUAAAUGCUUCAAUAAAGUUAUUGACCAGAUCUGUAUCUACCUCCACAAUAAGGCAUUCUUCAGUGAGAUGUUCCUUGGGAGGGGGGAAGGAAUUGCGCAAGUGGGGAAGUGCCUCCAGCAGUAUACGCACAAUUUUAAGGAAACUUGCUACAUGUUGUUUUGCUUGUUCUACGCCAUUUUGGAAAAGAUCAAUCGGGUGAAUAAUGAAAUUUUUAUAUUUUUCUGCUGCGUGCUUUUUGAAGAGGAGGAAAAGGUGUUGGAAGCAACGGGCGGAGUUACCCACUCAGCUAGCGAAUCGACAGAACCACGUGUUGUAAAGUCACUCUACCGGACGCUCUGUCUGAACAGGAAAUUUUUAAAUAAAUGCAAGGAAGACUUUAGAGGGAAGAGCAUUAAUCGAAUUAUCAACAUUUUUAUAUUUUUGGAAAAAAAAAUUAAUAAGUACUUUUUUUUUUUCAAAUAUGUUUUUGGCUUUGUGUGGAAUAGGUUUGGUAAGGGGGCACUCAGUGAUGAGAGACGGACCAGUCGUCUUCAUUCCUUUGCGAGAAGCGACUAUCGCGCGGCACAUCGUCGCUGGUCGCCAAGCAAGCCGCCGAACAAGAUGCAAACCGUUAUGAAGAGAAUAAAGUACGUCUUGCUAGACAUGUUUACCAAGUACACAAAAUUGCUCAUGGUGUAUAGAUUCCAUUUUGCCAGAUGCACAGAUGCAGGGAAGGAAAAGGAACCCUUCACAAAUGAGUUCCUUAUGUAUAUGAAGUCCAUCGAGUGCGUGCUCUUUUCUGUAUUUGUGUAUUGCCCUAAUGGUGUGCUAACUAAGCUCAACGCGUAUGCAACGGAGAGGGGCAAACUGGGCAAGCUGUCCCAUGGGGGGGGCAGGAGUCAGUUUUCAGCCUUCAACCGGGAAUUGUACUGUUUUGAAGAUGGGAAAUGGAGCGUACGGAGGGGCACAUCUUGUGAUACGUCUAGUGGGGCAGAGAGGCGCUCCCGCCGAGGGGGUAGCCCUGAUAAGAGUGAUAAUGGGAGUGAGUCAUUCAGUGGUGAGGACUCCUAUAGUAGCGCCAACUCCCGUGGUAGACGCUACCUGGGCAAGAAUUCUAACACGAAAGUCGAGUCAGAACGAGCAAGUGACGAAUGGGGGACGACACACCCAUGCGACCUCAUCGUUCUAAACGUACUGGGAAUCAUUUACGCAAAUGUGAUGGAGGAGGUGAGUAGCCACCGGUACUGUUAUGUUCAUUUUAAGCACUGCCUGGUGCAUGCAGAAUUUGUGAAGAAGUUGCGGGUUGUCCUGCUGGAAAGUGGAGGGGGCGAUCUGGCCCGCAUGAGGGAGAAGCUUCCCCUCCGUAGGGACGGACGCAGUGGCGGCAACGCGCCCAUUAGCUGCGACGAGCAGCGCAAAGGGGAAGUGGAAGGCGAAAUGGAGGUAUAUGCAGACGGGGAAAGCGAAGUACAGAUUGGCAAGGACGGAAGGAGUCAUCACCUCGCAUGCUACUUCGAGUUCCCGUACGAACUGCUAUGCAUGAUAAUCAUUCACCAGUUAAAAUGUUUUUCAAAUGACACCUUGAAGUGUUAUACAAUAUGCACAGCUGUCGUGGAGUUCCUCUUCUACAUCAGCUCGGCAAGGAACCCAUAUUUUUUUAUUAUCUCGAGAAGGUUGUGGAGACUACUGGGACUUCAAAUGAACAAGGGCGAAGAGACCCUAGCCCUGACGAUGCUCACAAAGAUAUUGUUUCACGUCUUGUCGGGAAGGGGUAAAGAAGACACUGUUGUGCAGAGCAGGAACGAGCGGCUAUUUACAAAAAGUAUUUAUAACAAUGAAAAACAGAAUUUGUUACUUUCCUUUUUGAAGAAGCAAUUUUUUAUAAAUGACGUUGGAAAAAAUUAUAUUUUUUUUUAUGGAAUUCUCCUGAAAGGUAUACAAUCUGAAGAACUGUCUCUCGAGGUGAUGCAGAUUUUUUUCAGCACCUUCCAUGUGCACCUGCAGUACACUCUCAACGUGUUGCUGCGCUUUUUGAAUUUGUACGAACGGGGCGUGGACAAGGCGGCGCGUGAAGUGGCUGCUGAGCAUGUAAAUGGUGACGAGGCUGCCCAGACAGGGCACAGCUCUUCCCUCGAUGUACCGCUAGCUCCAACCGAGGAAGGCACGAGCGAACCAAUUGAAGAAGCGAACAUCAUUUCCCUCUUCGUCUACUUCGACCUGAUGAAAGUUUUGCCACACAAUUUCCUAAACAUAAUAGGUGAUAUAAACCUCAUGAGAGAGAUACAAAAAACUUUCCUCUUCUUUAUAUACGUGAACGAUGAGUAUAGGUUACUGGAGCAGCGAGAAGAAGAGCACAAGCAUAUUGUUAUGGUGAAUCGUAUCAAGCGGUCUGGCAUGGACUACUACCAUAGCAGCGCAAAGAUUUACUUCCCCCUCGUUAUAUCUGCUCUCAUUUCCCACUACCUUCUUUUCAUUAUUAGGGAUAGCACAUUUCAAAUUCCAGGUCGACUCAUUUGUAAUUUUUAUGAAAAUUUUUUUAGUAACCGAUAUUUGUAUACCUUGUGUAGUAACCACGUGUACAUGCGAGUGUUGAGUGACUCGUUUGUCAUUUUGCAGCAUCUACUAGAGGGGGAAGCUAAGGUGGGGAAUGGGCUGUUGAAGGAUCACCAGUGGGGGGUCGUGAAGGGGGAUGAGGAGGAAACACAGAAGAGAGAUUGUGUGAAUGAACAUGGACAGGACAAACACGCGACGCAGCAUCUCCCUUUUGAGGAAACAGACGCUGGUGGUGAUAAAGCGGGGCAGGACUCUUCCAGCCAGAUGACUACCCUGACGUCGUGCCUCUUCCAGGUGUACAUACAUUUCCUGGAAGAGUAUGCCACCACGUUCCACGCAUCGAUUGCAACUUUGGUUAAGAAUAAAAUUUUGUGGCGCGGGGGUAGCAUGGGGGAGAUGUCGAAGGGGUCCUCCACAACAGCCAGGCUGAACGGGGCGAGCGGUCUGAAUGGGUUAAACGGGGCGAGCAAUGUGAAUGGGUUAAACGGGGCAAACACUAUGAACGGGUUAAACGGGGCGAGUAGUGCGAAUGGGUUGAGUGAGCCCACCUUACGGAGCGACAUGCCCGCGCUGGACGAGUCGACCUUCUGCCAGCUCAUUUACGUCGAUUUGAAGAGGGAGGGAAAGUACACCCCGUCAUUUAGCCAUUUGAUGCACACCCUCCUGGACAUUUUUUUUUGUAAACCCGUCAUGACAUCACAAGAACGGAGUAGGCAGGUCUUGGUGAAGGAGGUGGUUCCCCUGGCGACACUACAGACAGCAGAAAAAUUACAUUUACUACAGGCAAGGAGAAAUAAAUUCUUAAUAACCUUUUUCAGGAAUACCUUUUACGUACAGAGUUGCUCAGGGGACUACAUCAAGGACAGUCUUUCGAAGCUUGUGGGUUCACCCCUGUUGGGGAAGGACCGGGGGUAUUGUAAGGAAUUGGAGGAGUUAGCCAGAUUGGUUUUUUGCGUGGGGGCAAGUUCCCUUUAG